GGUUCUGAUGAGCUUUCUUUGAUAUUGGAAAAAGCUGUUGAGUCCAGUCCUUGAGGGUUGGGGUUUGUCUUUUGAGUUUUUUAUUUUCCUCCCAGCAGAGAAUUUAUCUCCUCCAUCGUCUCUCUCAGAGAAUCUUUCAGUCAUCCUACAAUCCAAAGCACAGAUGGCCUUCCUACGAGGACCCUUGUCUGCAGCAGUAGCAUCGUUGCUGAGACGGCGUGUGAGUGCUCCUCUGAUCUGCAGAACGCAGCAGACACAGCACCAGCUGCAGCUGCAGUUGCCACUGGUUCGGUAUGCCGGCGGAAGCAACCGCACCAAGUCCAAGGGCGAGAGACGAGAGGCCAAGAUGAAGAGAAACGGCCGCCCGGUUCACAAGGGCAUGAAAUACAAGCCGGGGAAGCAAAAGAAGGGCGGGAGAGGCAAGAGCGUGCUAAGCGACCCCUCGAAAAUCAAGAAGAGAGAUAAACCAAGAUACAAGAACGGUGUGCUGUUAGGACCGAGAGGGAAGAAAACGUGGCAGCCAAUCUUUCCCAGGCGACCGCUACCGCCGUCUCGCAAGCAGCUCUCGCGGUGGACGGACGAGAAUUUUAUCGAUCAGAAACGGCGCGAGAAGCAGUUCUACGUAAACCACGAGACCACGCCGGCCGAUGUCGGACCGCCUAACGCGGCACAGUUCGGUGUGCUGUAUAGGAUGCCGUUGGAGGAGAGAUUGCCGCUGAAUGAGACGGUCGCGCGGUUGGGCAAUUUCAAGUCGUUGCGAAUUUUGCCGUCGGUGCGGUCGGCGGUGUUUAAGCGUGUGCUGAACAAUGUGCACAAGCCGUCGCCGACGCCGGUGCAGGCGCUUGCGAUUUUCAGAUUGAUGAGACGGCCGCUGCCGGAGGUGCGGAAGAUGCAGGAAGGGUUGUUGCCUUAUCCGUCGCUUGAGGGGUUCGAGAGCGAUGAGGAUUACUACCGCCGCAAGGCGUUGCGGAGGAAUCUCGCGAAAACGAAGCCCGAGUUGAAGACGUAUUUGAUUGCGGCCGAGACCGGGUCGGGCAAGACGCUUGCGUAUCUGAUGCCGCUGAUGUCGAUGCUGAAGGAGGAAGAGACGACGAACGCGCAUCAGAUCUGGGGGAUUGACUCGAAGCCGUACAUCCGGUCGGUGAUUUUGUUGCCGACUGCGGAGCUGGUGAAACAGGUGUUGACGGUGGUCAAGGAGCUUUCGCAUGAAAUCAAGUUGUCGUCUGCGGGUCUGUCGAAGGAAACGUCGCGCGAGACGGCGAAUAACAUUCGGGGCAAGCAGAUUGAUAUUCUUGUGACGACGCCGAUACCGCUGAUUAGGUUGAUGGAACUACCGAAUAGCGGUGACCUUCUUGAAAACUGCCGGAAGAUCUUUAUCGACGAAGCCGACAGCUUGAUGGACCGGUCGUUCAAGGAGCAGACGAUGAAGAUCAUCAACGCCCCGCCGCGGCUCGAGAAAGCUGUCUUUUGCUCGGCGACGAUUCCAAAGUCGUUUGACCGCACGCUGCGCAGGAAGUUCCCGAACAUUGAGCGGAUUGUGGCGCCGCAUCUGCACCAGAUUCCGCAGAAUAUCACGUUUUCGACGGUGGACACGUCCGAGGAGCCGUUUUACAACGACAAGCGCAAGGCGCUGCUGCAGACGCUGUAUAACGUCGACAAGCACGAGAGCGAGGGCAGUAAGAUCAAACGCGUUGUUGUGUUUAUGAACCAGCGCGAGAGCGUCUCUUGGUUGGUGGGAUACCUCAACGGAUGGGGAAUCACCGCCGAAGGAUUGACGCGAGACAACACGAUCGACGAGCGGUCGCGGAUCAUGCGCGAGUUCAGGUCGUCGUCGCCGUCGGUCAAGACGGAGACGGGAGCGGAUCUGGAGAAGGGGAAGAUGAAUGCGAUGCGGGUGCUUGUGACGACGGAUAUUUUCUCGCGCGGAAUCGACAUGAAGGACGUCCGGACCGUGAUCUUGUACGAUAUCCCGUUCUCGUCGAUCGAUCUCAUCCACCGCGCGGGACGCACGGGACGGAUGGGGAAUAAGGGACGAGUGAUUUUGUUGGCGUCGAAGAAUGAGUUGCAGCCGUGGUUGAGGGGGUUGGGCACGACCAUUAACAGAGGUUGGGCUCUGGUGUGAUCUGUAUAUAUUGUAUAUCCAACUACAUGAUUCUUCUUUCCUUGUUUCCCCUUUCUUCUUUCUUUUUUUUCCUUCCUUUUUCUUCUUUUAUCUUUACGGUUGAGCAGAGUCGAUCAUUUGAUUGAUUGACCGCCAACAAACUACCGAAGCAACUUCAUCUGCAGACUUGUUUUGAAACAUGGUGUCUGAUCAGAUUAUACAAAUUCGGAAAAUCAAACCCUCCUUGAAGAAGGAGACGGGGCCUACAGUUCAGUUGGAUAGACUUGUUUUGUAGUUUUCCAACACUACUCUGGCUCCUACAUGUGUGUUUGUAGUAAUGUAUGCAGU
This is a messenger RNA of Myxozyma melibiosi, 2449 nucleotides long. RefSeq names its product P-loop containing nucleoside triphosphate hydrolase protein. Gene Ontology annotation, biological process: mitochondrial large ribosomal subunit assembly. The record is from RefSeq and is a predicted model, not a curated record. Gene Ontology annotation, molecular function: ATP binding; nucleic acid binding. Gene Ontology annotation, cellular component: mitochondrion. NCBI's taxonomy places the organism in Eukaryota, Fungi, Ascomycota, Lipomycetes, Lipomycetales, Lipomycetaceae. Bases 164 to 2122 code for a protein of 652 amino acids. The transcript has a single exon.